This is a messenger RNA of Tinamus guttatus (white-throated tinamou), 985 nucleotides long. Lineage: Eukaryota; Metazoa; Chordata; Aves; Tinamiformes; Tinamidae. The record is from RefSeq and is a predicted model, not a curated record.
AUGUUUUUUGUUUCCUUUUUCAGUCCUUCUGGAAAACUUGUUCAGAUUGAAUACGCCUUGGCUGCGGUUGCUGCAGGAGCUCCAUCAGUUGGAAUUAAAGCUGCAAAUGGAGUGGUGUUGGCAACUGAGAAGAAGCAGAAAUCCAUCCUUUACGAUGAAAGGAGUGUCCACAAAGUAGAACCAAUUACCAAACAUAUAGGUUUAGUGUAUAGUGGUAUGGGUCCAGAUUACAGGGUACUUGUGCACAGAGCUCGGAAGCUGGCCCAGCAAUAUUACCUGGUUUAUCACGAGCCCAUUCCAACAGCGCAGCUAGUACAGAGAAUUGCUUCUGUGAUGCAGGAAUACACACAAUCCGGGGGUGUUCGACCAUUCGGGGUGUCGCUGCUAAUAUGCGGUUGGAAUGAAGGGCGGCCCUAUUUAUUUCAGUCAGAUCCAUCUGGAGCUUACUUUGCAUGGAAAGCAACAGCAAUGGGAAAAAAUUACGUCAAUGGAAAGACAUUCCUUGAAAAAAGAUACAAUGAAGAUUUGGAACUUGAAGAUGCCAUUCACACAGCUAUUUUAACACUAAAGGAAAGCUUUGAAGGGCAAAUGACAGAAGACAACAUUGAAGUUGGCAUCUGUAACGAAGCUGGUUUUAGAAGGCUCACUCCAACUGAGGUUAAGGACUACUUGGCUGCAAUAGCCUAGUAAAAUCAAGCAAAACUGUUAUGAAUUUACAGAGAUAUUUUUAAUUUUGGCCACUGAAAUGUUUUGGUUUGCAGUUUUGCAUACUUAUUUCUACUUGGUUUGUCUGACAGAUUUUUUUAAAUAUCAUGGGUGCAAACAGAAAAGUCCUAAUAUUGUAAUACAUUGAAUCUUACUACAUGUAAUUCUUUCCCUUGAUACAUGGAGUCUUUGUACACAAAAUACUGUACAAAAUGUAAAGUUAUAAUGAAAGCUUAUAAAGGCUAAAGAAUAAAAUUUGAAGGACACUGUUUCAGGGGAA